GUAAAAAAAGUCUUCAAUAUAUCAGUUUGUAUUACCAAUAGGGGUGUACAAAAACUGGACCGGACCUGAACUGACCUGAUCCGGACCGGACCUGACCCGGACCUGUUGAUUCAGGUCCGGUCCCGGUCCUGAAAAAUCAAGGUUCCCAGUUCCGGUCCGGACCCGGUCUAAACCCGGGGUUUUCAGGUCCGGACCUGAAACCCGGAAAAAUUGUAUUUUAAAAAAAAAAGAAAAAAAAAAAUCAAAAAUCAAAUUAACGCUGCUUGCUGCUUUGCUUGAGUGACGAACUGACGAUUCUGUUCUCUUUCAUUUCUAACCCUAAGUCCCUAACGCUAUCUCCAAGACUCCAAUCUCCAAACUCCCUGACUGUCUAUCAAAUUAACGCUGCUUGCUGCUUUGCUUGAGUGACGAACUGACGAUUCUGUUCUCUUUCAUUUCUAACCCUAAGUCCCUAACGCUAUCUCCAAGACUCCAAUCUCCAAACUCCCUGACUGUCUCCCCCUCUCCCUCACUCUCACUAUCUCUCAGCCAGUCAGCCCAACGCCCACCGCCGACAGUGACACCUCCCUGCCUUCCUCACUCUCUCAGGCGAAGCCCAGGCGCCCACCGCAUGAGACAGCUGCCGCGCGAUUCUCCAUUUCUCCGACUUGCCUAGGGCUAACAAGGGAGUGGAGGAACCACGGAUUCUUAUUCUUGCAAUGUAAGUUGCUCUUAAAUUUUUUUAUAAAAUGGUAUGUGUAUAUAAUUGUUACUUUAAAAUUACUUAUAUUGUCUAUAAUUAUAUUGUAGAUGGAGAGCUCUCAAUCCAAACAGUUUGCUUCUUUUUCUGAACAAACGUCACAACCACUUUCUGAAAAGGAUAUGGAAGAAUUGCAAUCUACUUUUCCUCCUGAUAAGAAGCUAAAAGCGGGGCGGGAGUAUAUAUGGAACAGAAAAAGUAAGAGGAAAGCUGAGUAUUGGAAAUAUUACUUAGAGAACGUCGAGAAUGGAAAACUACGAGCUGAAUGUAAGUUUUGUCCUAAAACUUUUGCUGCUGAUGGUAAUCUUAAUGGUUCCAAAAAUGUUAAAAAUCAUGCAGAAUCAUGUCUCGGUAAUCCUAUUAAUAUAGAAAAAGAAAAGGGCAAAGAAAAGCAAACUAAAUUGUAUUUUGAUCAAGAACAUGAGAGUGGUGAAUUAAAGUGUGGGAGUAGGAUUAUUAACUUGAAUGAUGUUAGAGAGGCAUUGGUUCACAUGAUUAUUAUUGAUGAGUUACCAUUUAAGCAUGUGGAAAAACCCGGUUUUAGGCACUUUGUGCAAGUUGCAUGUCCACAAUUUCACAUUCCAUCUCGUGUUACCAUUGCUCGUGAUUGUUUAAAGUUGUAUUAUAGUGAAAAAGAGAAAUUGAGAGAAAUGUUUAAGACAUUUGAGGCAUGUUUACAGUAUUGGGGUAUUGAUGAUAAACUUUUUACUGUCACUGUUGAUAAUGCUUCUUCAAAUGAUGUUGCUUGUGCACACUUGAGUAGAAUGAAUUCCCCUGCAAGAAUACUUAGAUUCAAAGAUCUUGUGCAAAAAGCAAACAUAGAUUCAAAAUCUUCUUUAUGCUUUGAUGUCCCCACUCGUUGGAACUCCACAUACAUAAUGUUGGAAACGACUUUGAAGUUUCGACGUGUUUUUAGUGGGUUAUCUCUUCCUGAUGGAGAGGAUUUGAAUGACAAUGAAAGGCCUCCCGAACCCGAAGAUUGGGAAAAAGUGGAGAGGUUAGUUUUGUUUCUAGAGGGGUUUUAUCUGUUGACUAAACGAAUUUCUGGUUCCCAUUAUGUGACAGCUAAUAAAGGUUUAGGAGAAAUUGCUUCUAUGUAUGAUAUGUUGAAUAAUUGGGAACAAAGUGAGGACUUGAAUUUUCAAGCUAUGGCCAUUGCAAUAAAAAAAAAGUUUGAUAAGUAUUAG
This is a messenger RNA of Chenopodium quinoa (quinoa), 1926 nucleotides long. Its product is annotated as zinc finger BED domain-containing protein RICESLEEPER 1-like. Lineage: Eukaryota; Viridiplantae; Streptophyta; Magnoliopsida; Caryophyllales; Amaranthaceae. The transcript has 4 exons. Bases 790 to 1926 code for a protein of 378 amino acids. The record is from RefSeq and is a predicted model, not a curated record.